AUGUCUUGUCAACAAAGACGAUGGUUAACAUUAAACAAACACAUUCAUUAUGACAAUAUGAAUGAACCGAUGGACCAUAUGACUAACAUUACUAAUCAUACUUGGACAGACUGGGAUAAUGGUCCAACGUUACACACGCGUUUUAUCUUUGUUGGUGCAUGGAUUCUUAUUGCUGUUGCAGGAAUCAUCGGCAAUAGUCUUGUUAUUUUCGUUGCUAUUCGAUUUGAAAAACUAAGCAAUGUUACAAAUUGUUUCAUUGUAAAUCUUGCUAUUACCGACAUUGUUUUCUUAGCAUUUUGUAUGCCAUUGUUAGUUGUACAAUACACACUUGAUCGUUGGUACUUCAAUCAAACAUUCUGCAAAUUACUCAACUUUAUUUCAUUUGUCAGUGUCCUUGUCACGGUUCUAACAUUAGUUGUUAUGACAAUCGAUCGGUACAUCUAUGUCGCACAUCCAUUUGAAAACAUUCGUUGGAGAAAACCAAAGACAGUCUUUCUAAUCAGUUGUUUUAUUUGGAUACUUUCCUGCGCAUUUGCAUCACCAUUUUAUUAUCACUAUGGUGUUACUGAUGACGAUUAUCGACAAUGUGUGUUGUUAACCGAUGAAAAUCUUCAAAAACAUUUUCCGAUUUAUACGGUGACGCUGUAUUACUUUAUUCCGUUGAUCAUCAUUUUGAUAUGUUAUGCAAGAUUAUUGUAUUUCGUCUAUUCCAAAGAGAAUAAAUCUACGGCAAAAACCACAUCAAAUGUUGUUAAAUGGUCGAAAAAGCGUCGUACAGUGACAAAAAUGGUCGCAAUUGUCACACUUGUCUUCUCUCUGUGCUGGUUGCCGAUUACUUUGUGUAUUAUAUCAGCUUAUGUCUUCGAGCACAAAACAGCUUUUUUGUAUUAUUUCAAAAUCAUUGCCAAUUCAUUCGCUUAUUUGAAUUCAGCGGUUAAUCCAAUUAUUUACGCGUUUUUGAAUCGAAGUUUUCGAAAUAACUGUGGAAGUAUUCUGAAAAAACCGCCAAUUUCUUUCUGUUCUCGAAGAAGUUAUCAACAUCCACACGACACGAAUCGACAUCAAUUAGACAACUAUUUCUCCAAUGAAGUUAAGAACAUCGUGAUCGUAAAUCAGAUUCAGCCGGCAAAACCCGAUGAUCUAGACGACGAGUUUUCUGAAGGUGAAAACGAGUUAGCUGCCAAGAACGAUAGUCUUAUUCAAAUACAAACAGCGAUAAAACAAUACGAGCUAAUGCCAAAUGGAGUCACGCCUGUGGGCAACCGAUCGGUUGGAACUGAUCUUUAA
This is a messenger RNA of Adineta ricciae, 1287 nucleotides long. Lineage: Eukaryota; Metazoa; Rotifera; Eurotatoria; Adinetida; Adinetidae. The record is from the annotation of a GenBank genome assembly.